CAAAUCGGAUUAAUUGUUCUCUAUUCUCUAACGGCCAUGUUAGCAAUUACCGGUAACGUUUUGGUAGUUAUUGUUUUCACCAAAGGAAAGCGAUGUCGGACGGAUAUUCGACCAUUUCUCAUCAAUCUUGCUAUUGCAGAUUUGAUCAUGGCUGUGUUUUGUUUGCCUUUUACCUUUUCAUCUGUGAUGUUAAAAACCUGGAUAUUUUCUAAACCCAUGUGUCCAUUAGUGCUGUGUAUGCAGCAUUUAUCCGUUUCAGCCAGCGUGUUCACCAACAUGGCCAUAGGGUCGGAUCGCUUCUUAGUAGUCAUGUACCCUUUAAAAUCCCGAGUGACGACAUCCAGAGCAAAAUACGUCCUGUUGGGAAUCUGGAUUGGUGCAGUUGGGCUAUCCAGUGUCCAGUUAGUGGUCAGUCGUGCUGAAGAUAUGUACUUUGGAAACUAUCACAUCAUUACCUGUGAUGAAGUGUGGCCGACAGAAAAGGCCCGAAAAAUAUUCACUCUUUUCGUUUUACUCUUAACAUAUAUCGUACCUUUGUGCAUUUUAUCUGUGACUUAUACUAUUGUUGGAGUAUUGUUGUGGCGACGAACAACGCCAGGAAAUGCUGACUUUACAAGAGAUUCCAUCCAGUUACGAUCUAAACGAAAGGUAAGGCAUACAUUGAUUGUAUUCAUA
Messenger RNA from Lottia gigantea (owl limpet), 675 nucleotides. RefSeq lists its product as hypothetical. The annotation marks the transcript as partial. Gene Ontology annotation, cellular component: plasma membrane; neuron projection. Gene Ontology annotation, biological process: G protein-coupled receptor signaling pathway. Gene Ontology annotation, molecular function: neuropeptide binding; neuropeptide receptor activity. The record is from RefSeq and is a predicted model, not a curated record. NCBI's taxonomy places the organism in Eukaryota, Metazoa, Mollusca, Gastropoda, Lottiidae. The transcript has a single exon.